GAUUUUUGGAUUCGUGCCCUUUUUUUUUCAUUUGCCAACGAAGCUGAACCGGGUGCCACUACAAGCAGCCCGGCGGCAGAGCUAGAAGCUCUGAUCGAGCGUUUAGAGAAAGUCACCUCGCGAUUGGAGAGGCUGCCAUUGUUGCGUGCGCACAGUCCUGUUCAGCCGAGCACGCCAGAGCCGUCGCUUGCGUCAGCACCUACCUCACUACCCCCAACGCUACCAGAGCUAGUCGAGUCAGACAGUAUGAGUGUCAACGGCUAUCAAGACCUAUUACAGGGUCCCCUACGGACGUACAUUGAGCUUUCCCAGAAGAUUGGCGGCGAUGUUGCUACUCAUGCCAACUUAGUGAACGCUGCUUUUCAGGCUCAGCUUCGUUAUAUUCAACAAGCGGCAAGUCGAAGCAAGCCAUCGCAGGCCGAGGAAAUGCAGUUGCUAGCGCCUACAAGCGAACAGAUCUCGGCUAUCCAACAGUUUAGGGAAAAAAAUCGGGCAUCGCCAUUUUUCAAUCAUCUCUCCGCUAUAUCUGAGAGUAUUCCAGCGCUCGGGUGGGUGGCCAUCGCUCCCACUCCAGCUCCUUAUGUAAAAGAGAUGAACGAUGCCGGCCAGUUCUACACGAACCGUGUGCUGAAGGACUGGAAAGAGAAGGAUAAGAGACACGUGGAGUGGUGCCGCGCUUGGGUACAGCUAUUGUCUGAUUUACAGGCGUACGUCAAACAAUACCAUACCACUGGACUCGUCUGGUCUGGUAAAGGAGGCGCCCCCCCUCCACCUCCACCGGGUGGCAUGCCCCCACCACCGCCUGUCUUGCCUGAGGUGGACUUCUCAAACAUGACUUUGGACGACCGCAGUGCACUUUUCGCCGAGAUCAACCAAGGAGAAAAUAUUACUAGCAAUCUGCGUAAGGUUACCUCGGAUAUGCAGACACAUAAGAACCCUCAGCUGCGUCAAGGACCAGCGCCCUUCAAGGCAGCACCACGCGGUGCCCCUAUGAAACAGUUGCCGCAACCCGGAGCUGGUACACUGCCUGAUAAACCACCCGUAUUCACGCGUGACGGGAAGAAGUGGCUCAUCGAAUAUCAAAAAGGCAACCCGAACUUGGUGGUGGAAAACGCGGACAUGAACAACGUUGUGUAUAUGUUCCGGUGCCGCGACUCUGCGCUCACGGUGCGCGGCAAAAUCAACGGCGUGGUGCUAGACUCGUGCACCAAAUGCGCCGUCGUGUUCGACAAUCUCGUGUCUAGCGUCGAGUUCGUCAACUGUCAGUCUGUGCAGAUGCAGGUACUGGGUAAAGUGCCCACAAUCUCCAUAGAUAAGACAGACGGUUGCCAGAUCUACUUGUCACCAGAGUCGCUGGGCGUGGAGAUAGUCAGCUCCAAGUCAUCGGAGAUGAACGUGUUGGUGCCUAAAGGCAAUGGCGAUUAUACUGAGCAUCCCAUACCGGAACAGUUCAAGACUGUGUUGAAGGGAGCGGCCGGGCUGACCACCACCCCGGUAGAGAACAAGGGCUAACCGCCCCACUCCAUAAAUACUUGCGCCCGGGAAUUCACAUUUGCUUAGAUAGUUUUUCUGGACUCCUAUGCAUGCUUUUCGUUCCGUCUUCGCUUCGAAGCAAAAACAAUUGUAGUUUAAAAACAGUAACACCAAAUUUGGGGGUGGUAUUUUUAAGAUCAAUUUGAAUUUCAGCGUACCGUAUAUUAUUAACGGUGUUAAAUAUACGUAAGUUAAAAAUCACUCCUCUCUUUCAUAUACUCAAUUUAUUUAUAUAUAAAGUAUAUAAUCCAAUACAGCAACACAUAUUACAAAUUAUCAAGUUUCUGCAAUCGAUUUUAAAAGUUCAAAUUAUAUAUAUCAACAUUUAAAAUCUAUUUGGAGAAAUUUAUCGGUUUUUUAAUUAAUUAAUGUGCUGUUGAUUGUACGAAGCGAAGACAGACACGAUUAUUAACGUAGAAGUUUAUAUUAACUCGCUUGCAUAUUCCAUCCAACCGUUUUCAUUCAAUUUCAGAUAUUAACAUUGAUUGUGAGCACGAUUGCGUGGAAUUUGCAAGCGCUUAGAAUUAAUUAAUAAUAAUUCGAGGCGAGUGUGUUUUUUAAAUUUACUGUUAAGAAAAAAUAUAUUUUGCACGGUCUAGUUCAAUAUUAGUCCACUGUUGCGGCUCGCCUCUCGUAUCUCGUUGGAAGCACAAAUUUUAUAAUUCGGCAACUGUAAUUGGCGUUCUGUUCUCGGGUUCGACGCCAUUUUGUCAUCGUUAACAUCUAAGGUACAUACGGUAAGGCCUGCUAUGUAAUAAGGCCUACCUUUAAAAUUUCGUUCUUACACACUUCUUUUCCUUCUUCAAUCUUUACUUACGUAUGCAUAACAUCAAUAAAUACGACAAGUUUUGCAUGUGUGAGUUAAACUUGAAAAGGGCUAGCAGCAAUUUAGAAUGAAAUUUUCUAAUGCAGACCAUAUUGCAACGCAUAUACCUUAUUAUACUUCGUUUCUGCUCAUUUCACUCGAUCUUAGUAUUUAAAAAAUGUAACUUUAAUAAUGACGUAGAGAUAACUAAUAUAUAACUCGUGUAUUUACAGGCCUUCAAAUCGUUUAUGUAAACAUGUUCCUUACAUACACGUUUUUUUGAGAUUUUUAAUUUUUGACAUUUCUUGAGUAUGCGCAACCUAUGGAGUACCAUAAGGUACGGGAUUAGUUAAGUUAGUUGUAAGGCGUGUGAUUGUCUCAAUUUUAAAAGAUUGCUUUCUCGACUCGCUGUCUGUAAUAUUUAAGUGAUUUUAUAAAACCCCUCUCGUCUUACAAGCGAGGUUCUCGAUCUUUUCUUAUGCUUAUUUCAUACUAACAAAUAACUUAUAAUACAUUUAUUCAUGUAAACAUUCAUUUAUUAUUAUAAUUAAUAGAAGUGUCUUAUUUUAUGAGAAUUAUUUUUGUCUUUUAUUGAUUUGAAGUAUUAAUUAGUCAAUUUCAUUUCGUAUUCCAAUAAUUGUAAUGUUAUUCGUGAUUUCUCUAAUAAGCAUUCUAAUUAUUUAUUAUGCAAAUUUUAUUUCGAUGAAUAUAAUAUUGUAUUACAGUUUUGCAUUUUGUUAAUUUAUUUGUCGAGAUAUUAAAGUAAUUUAU
Messenger RNA from Diatraea saccharalis (sugarcane borer), 3109 nucleotides. The record is from the annotation of a GenBank genome assembly. NCBI's taxonomy places the organism in Eukaryota, Metazoa, Arthropoda, Insecta, Lepidoptera, Crambidae.